CAGAAAGAAAGGGGGAAAAAUCCAGAUGAGACUCGAGAAGGAGGAGGCUAGUCGGCCGGCCGGAAUCAGCCAUGGCGGCGCUGCAAUACCUGGACUCGCUUCGCAAUGCCCACCCCGAACUCUCCGAUUGGUACACUAACCUCUCGGAUCUGUACCAGAGAAAGCUCUGGCACCAGCUCACUCUCAAGCUGGAGGAAUUCGUUUCUCUGUCCGUCUUUCAGGCUGGAGAUGCACUGAUACAGUUUUAUCAUAAUUUCAUCACUGACUUCGAGACAAAGAUCAAUCUUCUCAAAUUGGCACAUUUCUGUGUCAUUGUUUCUCGUCAGUACCCAGAGAAAGAAGCUGCUAUUAGUUAUCUUGAAGGUGUGAUCGAGAAACUGCGUAGUGCUAAAGAAAUGCGCAUAGAGGAACCCAUCGUUUAUAUUAAGAUGCAAAUUGCAUUGCUUAAGCUCGAACAAGGGGAUCAAAAAGCAUGCAAGAAUCUUUUGGAAGAGGGAAACAGUACACUUGAUAGCAUGACUGAUAUUGAUCCAUCUGUGCAUGCAAGCUAUUAUUGGGUUUCUUCUCAGUAUCAUAAGUUUCGGCAAGAAUUCGCAGAGUUCUAUAAGAGUGCUCUCCUCUAUCUUGCUUAUACUUCAGUGGAGUCUCUAUCUGACGCAUUUAAGUUGGAUUUGGCAUUUGACCUGUCACUAUCAGCAUUGCUUGGAGAUAAUAUAUACAACUUCGGAGAGUUACUUGCACAUCCCAUUAUCAAGAGUCUCUUGGGGACAAAGGUAGAGUGGCUCUACCAUAUUCUUGAAGCAUUCAAUGCUGGAGAUUUGAUUCGCUAUCAGUCAUUGUGCAACGUCCAUCAAGGUGCAUUAAAUUCUCAACCAGCACUGGUGCAAAAUGAGAAAAAGCUCUUGGAAAAAAUCAACAUUCUAUGUUUGAUGGAAAUCAUCUUCAGUCGCCCGUCUGAGGAUAGAACCAUCCCGCUGAGUAUCAUUGCAGAGCGCACAAGAUUAACAGUUGAAGAUGUGGAGUACCUCCUUAUGAAGAGCCUUUCUGUGCAUCUGAUAGAGGGAAUAAUUGACCAAGUGGAGGGAAGCGUUUAUGUUUCUUGGGUGCAACCAAGGGUUCUGGGCAUUCCCCAAAUCAAGUCUUUGCGCGAUCGUCUCGACAGCUGGGUUGACAAAGUACACUCUGCCCUGUUGUCUGUGGAGGCUGAAACGCCUGACCUUGUUGCAGCCUGAUACCGUCCCUCUCUCGUCUUCUCUUCUGUGUUUCUUUCUCCCUUUCUUGGAUUUUCCCUUUGCAGUAAUGAGUGAGUCUAAGUUAAGUGUCUUAACCGGGACGAAAAGUAAAGAUGCGAUUUGGCCUCUUUUCAUCGUAUUGUAAAUGGCUGCAAACUUCUUCUUCUGCAUCCAUUAAAAUUUAUUACUGUAAACUCAGCUGCACCACUUUUUAACUCAUUCCAUACUUGCAUGAAUUCAACUUUGAUGUUUCCUUUCGUAUUAGGUUUUUGUUAUGAAUAGUAUCUUCGAGUAAUUUUUAUGAAGAACUCCGAUUGGUUAAACAAAAUGCUUUCUUUUUU
Messenger RNA from Cuscuta campestris, 1573 nucleotides. The record is from the annotation of a GenBank genome assembly. NCBI's taxonomy places the organism in Eukaryota, Viridiplantae, Streptophyta, Magnoliopsida, Solanales, Convolvulaceae.